GGGGGCGUCAAUUCUCAGCCGUCCCUGAUAAAAGGGAAAAAGGGAGGCCAAAACGAGAGAGCGUCAACAUGAUCAACUUAUUCGCGUUCCUGGUGGAGAAGCUCUCCCUCCUUUGCAACCUCAAAGUCUUCUUUGAGGCCACGUCCGUGCAGGGCCACGAGAGACCCACGCAGCGCGGACACCCGCUGCGCAGGGGGGACCUCCUGGAGGUGCCCAGGAUUCUCUUCACGCACUUCGGCAUCUACCUGGGCGACAACAAGGUGGCGCACCUCAUUCCGGAUAUCCUCCCUGCGCUCACCGAUGACCGCCGGCUCCUCUGCUCGGUGGUGACCAACAAGAGGCUGAUCGUGGGCUGCGUGUACAAGUGCGCCACGGUGCGAGUGGACACGCUGGAGGACUUCGCCUUCGGCUCCCGCAUCCUGGUGAACCCCAUGGAUGCCGGCGCCGGAACCAAGGCGCUGCCCGGGGAGGAGGUGGCUCGCAGGGCGGAGGAGCUGGUCGGGAGUGUCCCCUACAGCUUGCUGUGGAACAACUGCGAGCACUUUGCCACCCACUGCAGAUAUGGACGUGCUGCCAGCAGACAAACCGAGCAGUUCUGCGAGUGCCUAAAAUCUCUCAUCAGAGACCAGCGCAGCGUCUUGGUCACCGGAACGCUGGGCAUCAUCUCCAUGGUCUUUUGCGGAAUUGCUCCUUCCACGACGUUACCUACGAUCCUUAUUCCCUUCACUCUGUGGAUGGCUGGAUGAUUUCAAAGUAUAUUCUCUAGUUUGCUAUGUGCCUUAUAUUUUGUGUUAAAUAUGUCAUCUAAUGCAUUUCCUGAUUAUAUUUGUUGCUGUAACGACAAUAACUGGCUUAUUUCUUCAGCAUUAUAGUGGAUAUUGUUUUUAGUUGUGUAUGAUAUGGUGAUGUAAAUAAUAAAAUGUUAUUUUUACCAAGCCGUCUUGUCCUAAACAAUGGGAAACACCUAACAUCCUAUGAAGUGCUGAAUAACGAUGAGAACUCUCGUUGAGCCGA
This is a messenger RNA of Dunckerocampus dactyliophorus (ringed pipefish), 1014 nucleotides long. RefSeq names its product lecithin retinol acyltransferase a (gene lrata). The transcript is spliced from 2 exons. Gene Ontology annotation, molecular function: phosphatidylcholine-retinol O-acyltransferase activity. NCBI's taxonomy places the organism in Eukaryota, Metazoa, Chordata, Actinopteri, Syngnathiformes, Syngnathidae. Gene Ontology annotation, biological process: retinol metabolic process. The coding region runs from base 69 to 746 and encodes 225 amino acids. The record is from RefSeq and is a predicted model, not a curated record.